GUAUUUGUCAAUAUUGUGAUUUUCAAGCAACGUGUUAGGACAAUAAGAUCGCCAUUGGAAACUAUCUGAUGAACUUUGGUCUCUACACACUAAAAUAUGGAGUCGACACAGUACGGCAAACUUAAUAGAUUGAUUAACAACAAUAUUAGCAUAAACCUAACGAACGAGAAAAACUGCGCGGUUUAUGCACCGACCACUGAGUUGCUGACGAUGGACAUUAACAGCGAAGAGGCACAGGAACAGCGAGAAGCAGCAGAAGAGCAGACGCAACCGCAGGAGAGGGAUCAAUGGGGCAAGGGAGUGGAGUUUCUGUUCUCGUGCAUUGCUCUAAGCGUGGGUCUCGGCAAUGUUUGGCGCUUUCCGUUUAUAGCCCUAGAAAAUGGUGGCGGCGCCUUUCUGAUACCCUAUCUGGUGGUGCUGUUGCUAGUGGGUAGACCCGUCUACUACUUGGAAGUCCUCAUUGGGCAAUUUGCAAGUCGCGGUUGCAUUCGCGCCUUUGAUAUGGUGCCCCUAAUGAAAGGUGUUGCCUAUGGCCAGGUGUAUUCCACGGCCCUUGCAACCACCUACUAUGCCUGCAUCAUGGCUUUGACUAUACGCUAUUUGGUGGUUUCCUUCUCGGAGGUGUUACCUUGGACCUAUUGUCUGGUCGAGUGGGGUCCUCAGUGUGUUGCCACAGGAGUAACUGACAGCAAUGCAACUCAUUCAGGGCCGGGUAUUUCUUCAGCGGAAUUGUAUUUUACUCGCACUGUUCUACGAGAACCAGACAAUUUGGAUGAUGGAGGCCUUGGCACACCAAGUUGGGAGAUGGUCUUGUGCCUGCUGGUCACCUGGAUCAUAAUCGCCAUCACCUUGUUCAAGGGCAUACGCAGCUCGGGCAAGGCAUCAUACUUUCUCGCUCUCUUUCCCUAUGUCAUCAUGCUGAUCCUGUUGAUCCGAGCGUUGACAUUGCCUGGUGCCUGGCAGGGAAUUGCGUAUUUUGUGAAGCCACAGUGGGAUCAGCUGCUCAAUCCUCAUGUGUGGUAUGCGGCAAUCACCCAAAUGUUCUUCUCCCUGGCCAUCUGCUUUGGCACCUUGGUCAUGUAUGCCUCAUUCAAUGAUUUCCGCAAGCAAGUGCACAAGGAUGUGAUCAUCAUUACAUCAAUCGAUUCGUUUACUUCUAUUUUGGCUGGCUGCAUCAUUUUUGGCAUCUUGGGAAAUCUGGCCCAUGAGACGAACACCACAGACAUCUCCAGUGUCGUCAAGGGAGGUGCUGGACUCGCAUUCAUCUCGUAUCCCGAGGCCAUAGCCAAGUUCAAGUAUCUGCCACAGUUGUUUGCGGCACUCUUCUUCUUCAUGCUGCUUGUGCUGGGCAUAGGCAGCAACAUUGGCAUGGCCUCCAGUGUGAUCAACGUGGUCAAGGAUCGUUUCCCUCAUCUGCCACACUGGCAGCUCGCCAUUGGCGCCUCGGUGAUUGGCUUUCUCUGCGGCUUAGUCUAUAUGACACCUGGCGGUCAGUUUGUGCUCAAUCUGGUAGACUUCUAUGGCUGCACCUUCAUUGCCCUCGUUCUUGCCAUCGCCGAGCUGUUGGCUGUGGGGUGGAUCUAUGGCGUGAAGCGUCUCUGCAGCGACAUUGACUUCAUGUUGAAUGUGAAGACUGGUUUCUAUUGGCGCAUCUGCUGGGCAAUUGUGGCACCUGGUUUGAUGUUCCUCGUGCUGGUUUACAUGCUCUUCAGCUACGAGCCCUUGACAUACAAGGGAGUCGCCUAUCCACAGGAAGCAUACAUGGCCGGGUGGCUCAUUUGGGGACUGGGCGUGGCACAGUUGCCCUUCUGGGCCAUCUAUACCAUUUACCAACAGCCAGCGAACAGCUUCAGUGGCAAACUCAAGCUGGCAUUGCAGCCAACUGCGGACUGGGGUCCUCGGCAGCCACAGCAGAUGGAGGCAUAUCUUCAGCAUCGUAGACAGGAAGCCGACAUGAAAACGGAACGCAGAGCAUUCUUUAUAGACAACAUAUUUGGCUAGUAAGGAAAAAGGAGUCUGGACAGUAUUGGCAAAGAAUAUUCGCUUUAUUAUUAUUCAUUUAUCAUUAAACUGCAAAUUGUAAUUGUUGUUCGCUCAAAGCUACAGGAAAAUAUUUAAAACAUUUCGAUUGCAGAUUUUUUUUUGCAAUUCUUUUUUAUACUUUAAGACUUUUAUGCUAAGCGAUUUUAGCUGCGAUUUUAAUGAAAUAUUAUUAUUCUAAACUG
Messenger RNA from Drosophila sulfurigaster albostrigata, 2225 nucleotides. Its product is annotated as sodium-dependent nutrient amino acid transporter 1. NCBI's taxonomy places the organism in Eukaryota, Metazoa, Arthropoda, Insecta, Diptera, Drosophilidae. Bases 97 to 2001 code for a protein of 634 amino acids. Gene Ontology annotation, molecular function: L-amino acid transmembrane transporter activity. The record is from RefSeq and is a predicted model, not a curated record. The transcript has 6 exons. Gene Ontology annotation, cellular component: membrane. Gene Ontology annotation, biological process: sodium ion transmembrane transport.